This is a messenger RNA of Microcebus murinus (gray mouse lemur), 1936 nucleotides long. Lineage: Eukaryota; Metazoa; Chordata; Mammalia; Primates; Cheirogaleidae. The record is from RefSeq and is a predicted model, not a curated record.
UCACUUCCCUGGUGAAUCCCAGUGUUCUCUCCUAAAUGAUCUGUUCAAAUUAUGAGACUCUGCUUACUAAUCUCGUUCCUCUCCAGGGGGAGGCACAUACUACCUGUGUCUAUUUGGCCAUUUUGACCUUAUCUCCUGCCCAGGUUUUUCAGUGAUUCUAUGGUAAGGUUCUAGCUGAUAUAACAAUUGCUGUAAGAGGUAUCUUGCCAACACCAUUGUGAGCCCACAGACAGAGCCACCAACCUUCCACUAUGCCAUUUUAUAUAAAAGACUUAAGCAUCCAUGGAUUUUGGUAUGAGAGGAGAGUCCUGGAACCACACCCCAUACUGAGGGACAGCAGCAUUCAAAGGAAGGCAAGUCAAAGGUUUCGCGUGAGUCAAGAUGGAGACUGGAAAGUAAUUGUGAUCACUGGGGAUCUUGAAAAUGCUGGCACCACAGCAACAGUGUCCCUUUAUGUCUAUGGAGAAACAGGAUGUUCAGGUCCAAUUAUUUUGGGAUCUGGGAAACACCAGCUGUUUAGCCCCAACAGUGCAGAUAUAUUCAAGAUUAAUCUUAAGGAUAUUGGUGAAAUCUAUAAAAUACGCAUUGGACAUGACAAUAGCGGAAAGGAUCCUGGGUGGUAUCUGGAAGAAGUUAGACUUGAAAAUAUAGCCACACAUGAGCUGCUUUGUUUAACUGUUGAUUCCUGGAUAGCUGAGACUGAACAUGAUGGAGAUUUAUGGAAAGAAAUGCCCAUUGUGAGAACUAAGAAAGCACCUUUACCAGUGGUGGUGUAUGAGAUUCACAUACACACUGGCACAAAGCCAUGUGCAGAAACAGAGUCCAACGUAUUUAUCAAUCUCAUCGGCUCCAGAGGAGAUACUGGGAAACGAAGGCUUCAUCAAGCCCAAAACAACAAAGUCAAGUUUCAGCGUGGACAGGUUGAUAUUUUUUCCAUAAAAGCUGUGUCUCUUGGAAAAUUGAAGAAAGUUCUAAUUAGUCAUGAUGGGACAGGUCCAGGUAAUGGAUGGUAUCUUGAGAGUAUUGUUGUUAAGUCUGAAGGGGAAGAUAGCAGUCAAGAGGUGCUGUUUCCAUGCAACAGAUGGUUAGACGAGUACCGAGAUGAUGGAAAGACUGAGUGUGAACUGCUACCAGAAGGCAGCCACAGUGCAGGAAAAACUGGAUCAGUCACCUCCUGAAAGGGCCCACUUGGGGCCCUUGCUCCACUAUGCUUCAAAAGUCUGAUCGUGAUGGUGCGUCUGCCCUUUGCUUGGACUGGAGCAAAUGCCCGGAGAGGGUCAGUUUGUGCUGGGCACAUUCAGUGCUUUUGAGAACUUCCAGUGUUGGGAGAAUGCACUGGCAGCAUCGGCCAACAACUGGCCAAGGUCGUCCUACAAUACCUGGGGUGCACAUACUGCUGCUCCCUUCGCCCCUCCUUGAACUCCUCCUCUUUCUCUUUUUCCUCUUCAUCCUCCCCCUCUUGCUCCCUCUCCUCUAACUUCUCCUUUUUCUUUCAGAAAAUCUCAACAACUACUAUGUUUACUAAAACAUUUAAAUAGGUAGCCUUUGUAGAAAGUAACUGAAAAGGUGCCCAAUAACAUUUGAUUAAUGCAAAAUACUUUUAUGCAACAUACGUUAAAGUGGAAGUCUUAUUCUCAGAAAACGAUAUGUCUUUCUCAGUAUGACCAUAAUAGCAAUAAGAAAAUGUAGAAAGAACCGAACCAGUUGGAUUACCUUGUGUUCCCAUCGCACUUCCUGCAGGUCCUUGUGUGCCUGCUGGGGUCUUCUGCAGCCGGUCACGGGGCUGCAGGUGGACAGCAACAGAGUGUGAGGCAGGGAAUGCAUGUCCAGGCAGAUGUCUUACAUCCCUUAAUCGCUUUUCCCCCUCGAAUACUUGUCAACCCAGUGGCACAGGCAGCUUCUGCCAGUCCUUCAAAUUACACACGACAUAAAACCC